GGUGGUAUCAAGAAUAGUAAAAAGCUAAUCUGCAGGUGGGACUGGGGCUCUAUCAGCAGAGAGCGUAGUAGAGCUCCUGGGCUUACAAGAGCCAAGCCAUGGGCAUAGAAAGUCCAGAUCCCAGGUAAGGCAAAGUGCUGUAGCUGGUAUGAAGAUGCCAACUAAUAAAUCAAGAAAACCAAAAACCUUGCCCAAGGAUUUCUACCAAGCCCAGGGAACUACAUCUUGGGCUUAUGAGCCUCACUCACCCCAGAGAGACUCCAGCCAUCCAAAUCUACCCAUCAUUGGAAACAACAGCCAUGCAUCCCUGAGGGAGCUAUUGCUAGACAUUGAGAAGAAAUUGGAUGAGAAGCUAGAAAUCCUUACAGCCUUUGAUGGUAGAAUGGUGGCUUUAAGUGUUCACAUGGAGAGGCUGGAAAGGCUGAUAAACCGCCUUGCCUUGCCAGCCAUCCAGACUGAUUCAUCGAUCGAAAAACAGGGGGUGAAAACCCAAAUAUGGGACCAAACCUUGGAACAGCUGAUCAGACAAAACAGACAUCUCCAUGCCCGCCUGGAGCUACUGGAGAGCCAGGCCCAAGCCCACACCUUCAGAGUUUUAGGAUUGCCAGAGAAAGAAGAGGGGAGAGACCUAGAAGCGUUCCUGGAGAAAUGGUUGCCCAGCAUUCUGCAGCUAGACACACUGGAGAAUCCCAUCAUUGUGGAGAGAGCCUGGCGGGUGACAAGCAGGAAGUGGAAACCAGGGCCAGAGCAGUGCAGGACUGUUAUUGCUCGUGUAGCAGACAUAAGGGAUAAAGAGAGAAUAUUACAGCGGGCCAGGAGACUGAAAAACAUUAUGUACAAGAAGAAGCAGAUCCUAAUUGUUCCAGAUCUAGCGUACAUCUCCCAAGAUUUCAAGGAGGCCUUCAGCCUAUUUGACAGGACCCCAUCUGGGGAGAUGAAAAUCGCCUAUGCUCAAUGUGGAGAUGUCCUGCGGGCGCUUGGACAAAACCCAACCAAUGCUGAGGUCCUGAGGGUUCUGGGCAAACCCAAACCAGAAGAAAUGAAUGCAAAGAUGCUGGACUUUGAGACCUUCCUUCCCAUCCUGCAACAUAUUUCACGUAACAAGGAACAGGGAACCUAUGAAGACUUUGUGGAAGGACUACGUGUCUUUGACAAGGAGUCAAACGGCACUGUUAUGGGAGCAGAACUGCGCCAUGUGCUUGCCACUCUGGGAGAGAAAAUGUCAGAACGUGAGGUAGAGCAACUGAUGGCAGGGCAGGAAGAUGCCAAUGGGUGCAUCAACUAUGAAGCUUUUGUCAAGCACAUCAUGUCUGACUGAAGAAGAGAAACUUCAGGUUCUUGGAAGCAUUUCCAUCCGAACAAUUGUUACUAGUGGCACAGUUCCUUGACCCCUGUCCCUUCUUCUGCAAAGGUCCCAAGUCCAGAGCUAUACUUCACACAAGUCAAAACGAAGAGUCCCAAGUGUCACAACAUGCCAACCCUAUACUAGUGUGUGGAAUAAUCUCUGUAUAUAAAAGGACACACAGCUGACCCCUCUGUUUUAAAUCUUAAUUUAUUCUUUUUGGGUUUUUCCUUGUGUUAUCUGGUUCAUUAAAUUUCACACACCCACCAAAUAUCA
This is a messenger RNA of Alligator mississippiensis (American alligator), 1618 nucleotides long. Its product is annotated as myosin light chain 4. NCBI's taxonomy places the organism in Eukaryota, Metazoa, Chordata, Crocodylia, Alligatoridae. Gene Ontology annotation, cellular component: myosin II complex. Bases 149 to 1318 code for a protein of 389 amino acids. The record is from RefSeq and is a predicted model, not a curated record. Gene Ontology annotation, molecular function: calcium ion binding. The transcript has 6 exons.